UGCUACUCCUGCAGCAAGGUCUUCCCACUACAUCGCAUGCUGACCCGCCAUUUGAAAUGCCACAGCGCCGUGAAGAAGCACAUCUGCAGGUUCUGUGGAAAAGGCUUCAACGACACGUUCGAUCUGAAGAGACACAUGCGAACACACACAGGCAUUCGGCCCUACAAGUGUGACCUGUGUGAGAAGGCAUUCACACAACGAUGCUCCUUGGAAUCCCACCUGAAGAAGAUUCACAGCAUACACCAGAACUAUGCUUACCGGGAACGGCGAUCCAAGAUUUUCGUAUGUGAGGACUGUGGUUUUACAUCUAAUCACGGGGACACGUACUUCCUGCACAUCAGGGACCAUCACCCUACCAGCCCUUUACUACGCAAGUAUCUGCGCAAGCAAAACUCAUCACUUCAGAACAGAUUAGACAUGCUACUCUUUCCACAUUUUGUCUAGAAACUAGACAAGAAGGAAGCA
Messenger RNA from Stegostoma tigrinum, 465 nucleotides. RefSeq names its product putative transcription factor Ovo-like 1. Gene Ontology annotation, cellular component: nucleus. NCBI's taxonomy places the organism in Eukaryota, Metazoa, Chordata, Chondrichthyes, Orectolobiformes, Stegostomatidae. Bases 37 to 444 code for a protein of 135 amino acids. The record is from RefSeq and is a predicted model, not a curated record. Gene Ontology annotation, molecular function: DNA-binding transcription factor activity, RNA polymerase II-specific; RNA polymerase II cis-regulatory region sequence-specific DNA binding. The transcript is spliced from 2 exons. Gene Ontology annotation, biological process: regulation of transcription by RNA polymerase II; epidermal cell differentiation.